Messenger RNA from Anopheles merus, 950 nucleotides. It is a transcript of the gene Pstk, whose product is annotated as L-seryl-tRNA(Sec) kinase. The record is from RefSeq and is a predicted model, not a curated record. NCBI's taxonomy places the organism in Eukaryota, Metazoa, Arthropoda, Insecta, Diptera, Culicidae. Bases 1 to 894 code for a protein of 297 amino acids. Gene Ontology annotation, molecular function: kinase activity; tRNA binding. The transcript has a single exon.
AUGGCUAGAAUAUGUUUGAACGUGCUCGUCGGCAUCCCGGGGUCAGGGAAAAGCACCUACUGUCAGCAGCUCGUUGCGUUACCGGGCCGAAGGUUUGAAGUUGUUCACGUAUGUUAUGAUUCGUACAUCAAGAUAGAUCGUCAUUAUGAUACGUUUCGGGAUGUGGCCGGUUUGUACAAAGCGAGCCGUCAGAAGCUAUCAACUUACAUUGAAAUGAUCAUACAUGCCCUGAAGGAGAACGAUCAGUCUCGACUAGAUGAAGCGUUGUUUCGUUGGCGUCAAGAAUUUAAACAUGAAUUGUGCAUUUCUUCAAGCCUAAUGCACUCUGACGUUGUGUUUCUAAUCGAUGAUAAUAACUACUACAGAAGUAUGCGCGUAGAAUGGCAAAAAAUUGCUCGGAAACUUUCCAUCGGUUAUUUCGAAUCCUAUUUCGACACGUCUCUUUCGCUUGCUCUGGAACGAAAUCGGGAAAGAGCCCAUCCAAUCGGUGAAGAUGUUAUCAAUCGUAUGUGGGCGCGUUUGGAAAAACCAUGCGACAAGCUUUACCACCAAGAGCAUGAUUUCAUAACAAUUAACGGCAACAGUAUCGAUUACGAACUCAUUGUGACAAAGAUACAAUAUUGCUUUGAACAUCCUCAGGAAAGCCCAGCAGUACAGAUGGUAGCAGAACCGAUGGAACAGUCGAACGUCCACAAGGUAGACAUUAUUUUGAGAAAAUUGGUAUCGAAAAAGAUCUCCGAGGCGAAAGAUUCGAUGGCGGCAACGAAGCAAAACUUGCAGUCGUACGCCAAAGUGCUGCAAGAAAGGAAAAAGUACGUACUGGAGCAGAUUCGAACGCGAGAGCUUGAUGUAGCGGAGGAAAUGAUGAAUAACAUUGUAGAGGACUUAUUCUAAUUCAUUUUUUUUUCGUAAAUUUAAGAAUGUUCAAUAAAGCAUAAUAAUGAAAAUCA